Penicillium angulare is the source of this 1176-nucleotide messenger RNA. RefSeq lists its product as uncharacterized. The coding region runs from base 1 to 1176 and encodes 391 amino acids. The transcript is spliced from 4 exons. The record is from RefSeq and is a predicted model, not a curated record. Gene Ontology annotation, biological process: regulation of transcription by RNA polymerase II. Gene Ontology annotation, molecular function: zinc ion binding; DNA-binding transcription activator activity, RNA polymerase II-specific. NCBI's taxonomy places the organism in Eukaryota, Fungi, Ascomycota, Eurotiomycetes, Eurotiales, Aspergillaceae.
AUGAUCAUUUGGGAUUGUGGGGCCGAAAAGUCUCCCCAGAGAAGAAUCGCCCAAUGUGACGAAGGAGUGCCCAAGUGCACGCUGUGCACUAAGCGCAGGCUAGACUGUCUUUAUCCACCUGAUCCUGACAGCCCAGGUUCUUCCGGGGCGAGGGAUGGCUCAGACAGUGGAAUACGCACCCCAGGGGCUUCCCUCCCAACACGUAUGCUAGAAAUGCGGCUGUGGCACCAAUAUUUGACUUCUACAUAUCUCACGCUAUCCCAAGAUGGGCUAUCGAUCCAUCAUCUCUCUAUCACUAUCCCACAAAUGGCCACUUCUCACCCAUUUUUAUUGGACAGCAUAUUGGCGUUGACUGCACUUCAUCUGGCCUCAAUUGAAGAUGACAAUCGUCAAACUUGGAUAGAAGCUGCGACGCGAUAUCAAUCCCAAACAUGUGCUGAAUUCGGAAAAGUGAUCGCAGAAAUUACCUACGACCAGUAUGAGCCGGCCUUUGUGGCAUCUGUGUUCAUCAUGCUAUACGCCCAAGGCUUUCCCGUGAUAUCUCGCGAAACUCAUUCUGAUGCCCUUUCUCAAGUGCUCGCCGUUCGCACGUUAAUUUCAGGAUGUGCGACGAUUUUUACAAAACUCAAUGACAUGGGAAUAGAGGGCGAGUUAGGAGGUUGGCUCUCUACUCCUGACACGGAGGAGAACCUAGACUCAAAAUUACAGAAUAAAGGCCAUAUACCAAUCGAAGACACAGAAAAAUUAUUCGAUUUACACAAAAAAAUUAUACAGUCUCUCAACGAGCUGGGAAGUACCAUCGAGACCAACACAUCUCCAAAUAGAACAUUAUUUAAAGCCACAUGGCAAUUCUUGCACCAGGCUAUUGAGCCCUGGCCCAAGAUCGGGGCCCAUGGCGGUGUCAUGGCAUGGCCUCUUUUCAUCGCCGAGGCUUUUAUAACAUUGGUGCGAGAAGGCGACUGGCUAGCUCGUAUUCUCUUCUUGCAUUACGCCAGUGCAAUGCGUCUCAUGUCUAAUCGGUGGUAUGUUCGAGACUGGGGACGACGACUUCUUCAUGCAACUGUACAACCACUUGAGGAAAUUCCCCCAAUAUGGCGAGAUACCAUAUCUUGGAUGAAAGAAGGAAUUGAACCAGAUCAAACGAUAUUGGCCUAUAGAAGUGCAGAUACGGAUUAA